Messenger RNA from Daktulosphaira vitifoliae (grape phylloxera), 1003 nucleotides. RefSeq lists its product as uncharacterized. The record is from RefSeq and is a predicted model, not a curated record. Lineage: Eukaryota; Metazoa; Arthropoda; Insecta; Hemiptera; Phylloxeridae. The transcript is spliced from 12 exons. The coding region runs from base 81 to 860 and encodes 259 amino acids.
CGCGUCACUAGUUUUUUUUAAAUUGAUAUAUAUUUUUUUAAUAUUUUACUUAACGCAUUUUUCUGUAGCUCAAUAUAAUUAUGAUAUGCCAAAAAAGUAUAUUUGUUUGUUUUUCCUAUUUCUUAAUAUCAAAUGUUUAUGCAAUGGACGGAAAAUAUGAAAUGACUAAUAAUGAUUUGGAAGAAUCAGCUCGUCAAAUUAAAUGGACUAAUUCGAUAUUCGAAACACAAACAGUCGAAGAGCAGAGCAAAAUUUUUUCAUAUAUGUUACACUUCUUAGAACCUUUAACAACACACAAACAAUUUGAGGAAUUAUUAUUUCCGUCAGAUAUUUCCGAAAUUAACUACAAAUUAGAAAAUAGUUCUUCAACAGUCAAUGAUCGUUUACAGAAGUUCAAUUGUAGUAUAUGCAACAAUGAAGAUAAAUUACGAAGUAUUUUAGACGAUUACUUCACAGAUAAUUUUAUAUCCAUAGACAUAAAUAAAUAUCAAUAUAUUGAAGGUAUGAUUAAUUAUGAAAGUGAAGUCAAUAAACGAUAUGAUCUAAUUAAAAAAAUGGCAUCACACUUAAUGUAUAUGAAACAUGACGUAGUUAAAAUGUGUAAUGGUAAUGUACUAUGGAAAUGUCGUGCAUUGGCUAUAAUUAACUUUACUCAAAAUAAUAAAGAAUUUUGGCAUCAAGAGGGAGGGUGUAUUGAAAAUGUAUGCACAAUGCACUACAUAGAUAUAUCAGGAAUAUUUAAAGGAACGUAUAAAUUUCGAGAAGUACAAAAUCAAUCAAAUGACAUCACUUAUUAUUCCUAUGAAGUAUUAAAAGAAGGCGAAAUAAAAUAUCAACCGUUUUAUGUUCGGCUAGUUUGAUACAAAUAACAGAACUCUUAUAACACUAUAUUUUUUAAGUAUUCAAAUUUUGUAUAAUUAUUUACAACAAUGGCUUCUAUAUAAAAUGAUAUUUGUAUGUAUCGAAACAAUAAAUAAUUAAAAAAUCUAUAAAAUGGGUAUAA